Molecule: messenger RNA, 3266 nt
Organism: Drosophila elegans
Lineage: Eukaryota; Metazoa; Arthropoda; Insecta; Diptera; Drosophilidae
Gene: Chro
Exons: 6
Coding region: 204-2984 (926 amino acids)
Biological process (GO): negative regulation of transcription by RNA polymerase II; chromatin organization
Cellular component (GO): pericentric heterochromatin
Molecular function (GO): chromatin binding
Source: RefSeq, a predicted model, not a curated record
GGACAUUUUUCGUUCAGCCGAACCAAUUCUGCAUUUGGCAUUCAGAGUUCGCGCGUACAAUUGUGAACAGCAGCGGUGCUGCGCGUGUUGAAAAUCGGGAAUCAGUUAAAUUAAAAGUUCCAUUACCGUUAAAAAACUGUAUUUAGUUUAAUUCUGCAAACGAAAUUGUUUAUGAAGAGGCUUGGGCGCUGGGGUCGUGAAUAAUGUUGGCACAGGAGAUCGCACCCACGGAAAUUGGCAAACACGCAAACAUUAUCAGAGCUGCCCAGGAGGAAUUGGCAAACAUGGACGUUCUCGUGUGCGGACGAUGCCUGAGGGCCUACCACUUCGUGGAAGAGUUUCAGGGUCACAAAGAGGAUGCCUGUGAGAAAGAGAACGCGAACCUGAAGGAGUCGCUUGACACUAAACCCACCAUCUGGGCGUUCACUCUGUGGAAGGCUACGCAGCUGCACACGCGCAAGGACACCAACUCGGGGAGCUCAUGGGCCCUGUACCAGCACUGGGUGAAGCUAGAAGACAGCGUCCGGGAGCCUUGGAUCGUGGCUGGAAAGACCAUACAGUCCUUCGGCAAGAUUGCCCAUGGACAGCUUCAGGACAUGCCGGUGCGCAUUACCAAGACGGUUGUGAAUCCGAACAAUAACAAUACGUCCAACAGCAACAACAAUACGAGCGUCUCCCCCACCAGAAAAUCCCCGGCCGGUAAACUUCCCACCUUGGCCAAUCAGCUGAAAGACACGGAAAACGAAAGACCCAAGUCCAAGCCGGGCACGCCAACGCUUCCCUCAGUAGCCGCCGCCGGAACAGUCAAGCCCAACAACCGCAUAGCCAUUCGCAUCGAUGCCAAAACAGAGCAGCGUACCGAAGAACCAGUGGAAAAAAUAGUGGCCAAGCGGUUCAACCCGCGCAGAAAAACCCACGAAUAUUUGGUAAAGUGGGUAGACCGCUCGCACCAUGAAAACACCUGGGAGGUGAUGGCCAAUCUCGAGCGAGUUCCCUACUUCCUGCAGAUGUUUGAGAAACAAUUGGCGCGACAGAAGCUCACAAGAGAGAAGGGCCUGGACGCACUAAAACGCAUGCAGCCGACCGGGUCGUCCUCGAAGACGGAUACAGUCGCCCCACUUAGUCCGGUCCCGGCGCCUUCACAAGUAUCGCCAUCUUCUCGACCCUCACGCACUUCCAAAACCAAGGCCAUGGACUCGUUUAAGCAGUGGGUCAAUGAGACUGGCGGCGGGGAUGGUUCUUCCUCGCCCUCCUCGGCUAACGAGGAUGAAUCUGCUACGGAACAAGAAUGGCCACCAUCGUCGGGUCCGGUCAAGCGCAAGCUUAACCACACAGACUCCAGUCUCGAGGGGACCGGGCUGAACGACUCUAUGGACCUUGAGGACCUCGAAGAGGACCUGCCGUCGCACACCGUAAAGCGUCUAAAAAACGGAGGAAGCUCCGUGCAGUUGAAUAAGCCACGGGUUCAGCCCACGGAAAAGCAGCAGACUAAAAUCAAUGGCAACUCGACCGUGUCCGUAACGGAGCAGAAGAUGGGUGAGAUUAUCUACACGGAGGACAGCACCAGCUCGGGGAUGUUUCGCAAACCCGAAAUGCCGAACACUUUGCACCUGAAAAAGGAGAAACCAGAGUGUCCCGUGCGGUAUCUCGCGCGCUCUGAGAUGUCCAGCAGCACGAGAGGUGUCUUUCGGGUUGAAAGUUCUGAAGCACCUUCUCCCGUUUCGCCAGCCGCCGCGCCACAACAGAAGGUCAGUUCCGCGCCCAUUGGCGCAGGCGUAGCCAAGCGCCUGCCCGUGGCCCGACCUGCACACUCCGGCGCUAACUCCCCCAUCACCGUGGGUCAACGACAACAGGUGCUGCGCACCCCCGGUCAGGGCCCCACAACAACAGCAAUUCAGCGUCGACCUGUGGUGGGCGGCACACCACUGGCGCGGCAGAACCAGCAGCAGACGCCCGGCCGGGCUCACCCGGGCGGUCGAGUCCUAGCCCGCGCUGGUGUCGGAACGCCGCAGCAACGCCAACUUGCGCCGUCUUCGCAGGGCGGUAAGGUAGUGACGCCAGAGCAGAAGAUUUUGCAACUUUCGAAAUCGGGGGAUUUGAAAGUUACGCGCAAAGUGGUCACCCGGGAAGAGAUUUUGGCCCAGCGCGCUACUCAAGCCCGGCAGCAGCGACACGUGCAGGCUCAACAACAGUCAUCCCAGAUGCAGAAAAUGACUCCUGGCCGGCAAAGGAUAGCUCCAAAACCGACGCUCCAGCCAACCCCCCUGCAAAUGGAGUUAGAGGAGGAAGUGCAGCAGCACCAGGCUCAGUUGUGUCCGAUCACCGGCAAGCUUAUCGGCCAGGAGGAAACCCAGUUGCAAAUGGAGCAGGAGCAGCAGCAGGAACAACAGCGCGAGCAGUUGGAGGCCGCGGCACAGGCGCUUUUGGGCAGCGAUCAACAAGUUCUUACCAACGAGGACGGCUCUGCUUUGUUGGUUCGGGGCGAGGACGGCACUGUCUACCAGGUGGCGGGAAAAAAUGCGGAGGGUCAAACCAUACUUGUUACCCAGGGUCCGGAUGGAGAGCAGCAGUUCGCUUACGUGGCUGCCGCCGAGGGAGAAGACCAGGAUGUUCUCUCUCUUGACCACGCAGUGGCAGAGGCCGUUCAAGCAGGAGAGCAGGUUGAGGCACAUGGAGUCGCAGCAGCUUCAGCGGAUGGCGAGCAGAUUCUGGUGUCUAUGACAGAGGAAGAACUGGCGCAGCAUCAGGUGCUUCAACAAGCAGAAGCAACGGUCGCAGGCACCGGAACACCGCCCACGGCCCAGAUCCAUAUCACGACUUCCGAUAGCGAUGGCACGGAAGCCCAGAUCCCGGCCGAGGUGGUGCAGGCAGAUUUGCCUUCACCGGGAGGUACCCGUCGUGUCGUUUUAUUGCUACAGGAUGGCACCUUCAUGAUGACUGAGAUGCACGAAGAACAGUUCAAGACGCUUAACAUCCCGACGUAAAAUCAUGUUUAUAGUCUUCAAACAUAGAUUUAGACGUAGAUCAUAAGCGAUAAUAUUGAAAAGACCUGUCGUUGCUAGGUUUCUCCCACCUUCAGUUCCGUUAAGCCCUAGCCAUUCCCACACUGUACACCACAUGGGCCGCGACUGCCAGUGGUUUUAAGACUAUUAUAUUUUGAAAGCAUGCCGGGAAUUGUAGAUUACAAGCUGUUCCUUUGCCCAAACUUAAUAUUGCGUCAGGAAAGGCAGCAAAGGACGACAAAAUAAAUUACGCGAAUACAUAAA